This is a messenger RNA of Prunus armeniaca (apricot), 333 nucleotides long. NCBI's taxonomy places the organism in Eukaryota, Viridiplantae, Streptophyta, Magnoliopsida, Rosales, Rosaceae. The record is from the annotation of a GenBank genome assembly.
AUGAAUGGAUUUGGAGGAAAAGAGGCUUGCAAAGGAAAGUCAAGAAAAACGAAAGACAAACAAGGAGUUGAACCUGAAGAAGAAGACAAAAAUUAUUUUCGGUGGAAUAUAGUUAUGAAACGUGAAUUAGCUGAUAUACUUCGCGAGGAGCGCAGCUUAGGUCACAAAGGAGAUGGUGGAUGGAAGGCAGUUGCUUACAAUACUGCUGCAAAUAUAUUAGCUGCACAAUUUAAUCUCCAGAUAAGUGCUGAUAAUAUUAGAAAUCGUGUUAAGUCAUGGAAAAAGUUCUAUGGAGUAGUGAGUGAUAUAUUAAGUCAAAGUGGAUUCAGUUAG